AUCAUGUAGGCGAGUGACGUCAGACAGGAACCAGUGGAAGGGAGCUUGACAAAUCAAGAUGGCGUCCCACGCUGAAGCAGGAAAGAGAUUCCAGUUAAAAUAAAACUCUCCCAGAGCAUAGUUUACAUUUGAGUGCCACCUCGACAAGACGUCGUCUGAAUUUUGUAAAAAAAAAGAAGACGGAGCAGAUACAGUCUCUAAAUGGCUGCGAGGAAGUCUGGAUCAGAUGCAUACAACAAUGGACCCAUCAGCUACCUUGAUGAAGUUCCCUUCAAGAUCAAUGACAAAUUCCGCUGCCCGGCCAAAGUGGGCCUGCCUGUCGGUUUCUGUCUCCCAGACUGCAACUCUAUGCUGGCGGACUCACAGUUUGACUUCUCUCUGGAGAGGCGAAGUGUGCGCUGGGGGGUUGAACUUGCCGAGGCCAGAGCAGCAGAAGCCAGAGCAGCAGAGGACGCAGCCAAGCAGGAGGCAGAGCGCCAGGAGUGUGCAGCGCAGGAAAUGGAUGGCGGUGGAGGGAAGAAACGGCGGUCCGCUGCAGAGGACCAGGACCUUUUACCACCAGCACUGAACCCUGUCCUUGCAGGAUUCAGCCACAACGCCAUCCUUACCCCAAUGCCUGCCUCGAGCCUUGGCCCCAGGAAAAUCCAGCCUAGCAUUCCUCAGCUUCACAGACUCAACCUAGCUGACUUUGAGCGGGAGGAAGACCCAUUUGACAAGGUGGAGCUCAAAACUUUGGACGAUAGGGAGGAGCUCAGGACCAUCCUCCAGAGCCAGCCUCAACCUCAACCUCAACCUCCUCCUCCUCCCUCUGUUUCCCCACCAGAGGUAUCCCAGACAGGCUCACGUGGAAACAGCCCGCCUCCCCCGAGCACCAACACCAGCAUCACAUCCAAACCCGGCUUCACCCAUAAACCCAAUGGGUUAGUUCCCUUGCUGGACAUGGACAGAGUUGGGCACCCUGGGAGAUCGAGUUUUGACACAGACGAUCGGCCUUGUAACAUCCGCUCUCUCACCUUCCCCAAGCUCUCUGACUCUGGUGACCCAGAGCCAGUGAGGUACCACCCCCACACUGCACCCACCCCUGCUCCCCGACAGAACCUACCCAACGGCAGCCCAACCACCGUACCCAAGACCGAAGUUAUCGUUGCCCCUGAGCCAACCAGCCACACCAAGAGUGGCGCACCAAAACCGCUCCACCCAGGGUCAGGAACUGCUGGCCUGCCGUGCGGCGGGGCCCUACUCAGCAUGACCCCCAGCGAGCGGCAGUGUGUGGAAACACUCGUGGGCAUGGGCUACUCGUAUGAGGGCGUCUUACGGGCCAUGCAGAGACAAGGGCAGAACGUGGAGCAGGUACUGGAUUACAUGUUUGUCCAUGGGCGUCUGUGUGAGCGGGGCUUCGAUUCAAGUGCAGUGGAGGAAUGUUUAGAGAUGUACCAAUGCUCGGAGGAAAAGGCCUUGCAGUUCCUUGAGCUUAUGUCGAGAUUUGGCGAGAUGGGAUUUCAGCGCGAUGCCAUCAAAGAGGUGCUGCUGGUUCACAACAAUGACCAGGACAAGGCUCUAGAGGACCUGAUGGCUCGGGCUGCAGCUAGCUGAGCCAAGCACACAGCCAACCAAAGCCCAGACAAGGGCCUUGCCUCCCCCGCUACUGCCCAACACAGCCCUUUCCCUUCUGCCGCCCCAUCACACCAUGCCCUGCCCUUUGCCUUGGCUGUGGAAGGGACAGCUGGGAGACAGUUGUAUUUCUCUCUGUGCUAAAACGUAUCGUGUCUCAGCACUUCUUAAAGACUGUGUGCCUAGAGUGGAGGGGGGGUCAAACAAUACUUUAACGGUGGUGUUCAUUUUCUAAGAAGUCAUUGGCAUUAAGUUCCAGGAUUUUGUGCUGUGAGGGUAUUCAAGAAUGGGAGGAAUGACUGAGCUCUAAAGGAGAAACUGGAAGAAUUGGGCUGCAGUCUUUCUAUUGCUGUUCCGAUUUGCUUCAACUUGGAAGUGUGCAGGCAAAGGACCGAAAGGGGACCUGGUGACAGACUCUGAGCACAUUACAGACCCGUUUAUACACUUAAAACUCCAAAUCAACUAAGCUGCCAUCUUCCACUGCUCUGUGCAGACCUAUUAUAUGGGGGCGGUGGUUUGGGGGGGCUUGAGGAAGCUUUCUUUAACUGGACUUACAUUUAAAGUAAAAAAAAAAAAAAAAAGUAAAAAAAAAAAGCCUAGUCGCCAGGCAGACAACUGACUCUCAAAAAGUGCACUCUCUGCUCUGUUGCCCUAGUUCUACUCUUUCAUGCAUUCAUGUCUGUUUUUCUGUUCAUUUGGGCACUUUUUUUCAUGUCUUUGAUUUCUGUUUUGGGAACUGCAUAUUAGACGUUUACUUCACUAUAACUCAGAACGUAAGAGAUACUUCUACCCCAGUUCGCUCUUUGACCUGCACUGGAAUGGCCUGUUUUAGAGGGUGAGGAGAAAUUGGGAACGUUCCUGUGUAAUAAGAAAUAUCCCAUAAUCCACUGGCACUGAUGUGUCACAUACUGCACAGGCACACGUGUUUCAUAAUUAUCGACUUAUUUAUAUAGUUCACUGAUACUUUCAUUUACAAUUAAAGAGUUUGCUAUGAUAAUGUAAGAUAUGUUAACUCACUUUUAACCGUCAUCGACUUCUGUUCUCAGACUGGAAAGGAGUGAGUGGUUUAAAAAUAGAAACAAAAUGUGAGCGAGGGUUGUUUUUGCAACCACAUCACAGUGCAAUAGAGACAUUUCUUAUUGAGUGACUGUUGACUGGAGCUUUUAGCCUCAGGUAAUUUUUCGGGGAUGAGGAAUGGUCUACAAGCCUUGCUGGAAAUGUGGAUCUUACUAGAAAAGGUUUGAUUUCGGUCUCCCAUCAUCUAUUCAUUUGCCACAAAAUCUAAUCAUACAUGGUUGACACAUCCACUUUCUUUUUUCUCAUGUGUAAUAUGAUAGGAUUGUUUAUGUUGAUUUUAGGUGUGUUGCCAUCACCACAGUCUUAAAUGGAAAAUUCCACAUGUUAAUUGGGUGUAAUUGUUUAAAAGAAGGCCAGGAUCCUUUUAUUUUUAUAGUAUGUGUCUGAGUUCCAUGAUAAGUAAAAAGCGUGUGUGCUGUGUUGCACCAAAGGCAGAAAUGGGAGACGUUUCCAUAAUAAGGAGCUCUGUUGUCCUGAUGGGGAUUGUUGGAGGCGUGGUGACAGAUUAAGGGCUUAACCAAAAGCAAACUUUGCUUUGGGUGGGUCCAGUACUUUGAAUUGAAAAAACAAAUUGUAUUAACCACCAAAUUAUUUUUAGAACAACCCCUGGUUUGACAAAUCUAAAUAUAGUGCAGUUUUUUCCCAAUACAGACUCAAUCAUUCUCCACUUAAUGUACCAUUCAAAUCAAAUGUGUUAGCACGUGCUUUCAGGAAAUGAAUCUUUGUGAGAAUAUCGAGAGAAAAAAAAUACAAAUAUCUCAGUGCUUAAGGGAUACACAUCAUCAUAAAUAUGUCCUUCGAUCCGUUUUCCAAUAGGACAAUAGAGGGAGCAGGCAAACAACAUGACAAGGCAAUGUGUCACGUUGGACCUAGUAUCAUUAAUUAAGCCUGCUGCUUUGUCUGGAUACGUGGUUGACGUGAUCGACAAAUAGGCAUUUUCAUCCAGUUUUCUUUCUUCCUUCAUUUACUGUGAUACAUAUAAAGGUUCACUCACUUUACAGACAAACACACAAGUGGUAUUAUUGUCGCCUUGCAUAACUAAAGCGUGAUUUCCUUAAUCUUACAUAAAGCAAGUUUAUGUCCACUUGCCUCUCUGACAGCCACAAAGGUUGGAGUGAAUGCAGUAUAGCAGGUUCUGGGCCUCCUCCAGAAACGCCUCCUCCCGUUUCUGUUACGAUGUCCUAGUGAUGAAAAGCAACUGGGGUCUCGUGUUCAAGGGUUUAUAUAUCCAAUCCUCUAAGCUACAGCAUAAUUGAACAUGGAAUGCUAACAAAUCUAAUGGACAUUGAAAUAUCAUAAUGGUAAAAUAAGAGGUGGCUGAGUUGAGUCUUAUUUCUCAAGUUCCUGAAAAGUGAUUUUCGAAAUGUUCAAUUUCCUCUUGGAUGAUUUGGAAACUCCUCACGAUUAAAUGUGCACAUCUUUCCAGUGGUGAGACUGUU
This is a messenger RNA of Trematomus bernacchii (emerald rockcod), 4127 nucleotides long. It is a transcript of the gene ubap1, whose product is annotated as ubiquitin associated protein 1. Gene Ontology annotation, molecular function: ubiquitin binding. The record is from RefSeq and is a predicted model, not a curated record. The transcript has 7 exons. Bases 202 to 1593 code for a protein of 463 amino acids. Gene Ontology annotation, cellular component: ESCRT I complex. Lineage: Eukaryota; Metazoa; Chordata; Actinopteri; Perciformes; Nototheniidae. Gene Ontology annotation, biological process: ubiquitin-dependent protein catabolic process via the multivesicular body sorting pathway.